Messenger RNA from Hevea brasiliensis (rubber tree), 1187 nucleotides. RefSeq names its product two-component response regulator ARR8. NCBI's taxonomy places the organism in Eukaryota, Viridiplantae, Streptophyta, Magnoliopsida, Malpighiales, Euphorbiaceae. Gene Ontology annotation, biological process: phosphorelay signal transduction system; cytokinin-activated signaling pathway. The transcript is spliced from 5 exons. Bases 328 to 990 code for a protein of 220 amino acids. The record is from RefSeq and is a predicted model, not a curated record.
UCCUUAACAUUUCCCAUAAAGAUUUGUUUUCUCUUUUCUUUUUUUUUUUAAUAUUCUUUUAUUAUUUGUUUUUUGUUUUCAUUGCUUCCCCUCUAAUUCUGUUCUAUUAUAAUCAUAUUGGAAAUUUUGCAAAAUUUGUAAAGCAAUCUAGUCGGGUGUUGCUUUGUUGGGUGUGGAUUUUAUUGGGUCUCAUUUCAAUACAGAAAAAAGUUCUCCCCUAUCUCUUCUUCUCCUCUACAUCUCCACCUUGGUUUCAUAGGAACAGAAACUAAAGAAUUCUUAUUCUUGUUCUUCUUCGGUAGUAUUUUGGAUCUUCAAUUUGUUGCAAUGUCCAUAGCAGCAGACUCUAAGUUUCAUGUUUUAGCUGUUGAUGACAGCUUAAUAGAUAGGAAGCUCAUUGAGAGGCUCCUCAAGAUCUCAUCAUUUCAAGUUACUACGGUUGAUUCUGGUAGUAAAGCUCUAGAAUUUCUGGGUUUACAUGAAGAUGACCAAAGCAACCCUGAAAAACCUUCUGUUUCUCCAAACAAUCAUCAGGAAGUGGAAGUGAAUCUUAUUAUUACAGAUUACUGUAUGCCUGGCAUGUCAGGCUAUGAUUUGCUCAAGAAAAUAAAGGAAUCUUCAUCUCUGAGAAACAUACCAGUAGUGAUAAUGUCAUCUGAGAAUGUUCCUUCAAGGAUCACAAGAUGUUUACAGGAAGGAGCAGAGGAGUUUUUCUUGAAGCCAGUGCAAUUAUCAGAUUUGAAUAGACUUAAGCCUCAUAUGAUGAAAACAAAAGUAAAGACCCAAAACCAAGAAAGUAAUGAAAUCCAAUUAGUAGAAAAAUCAGAGAUUCAGUCACAGCUGCAGCAGCAACAACCACAAUCCCCACUUUCACCAACACCACCACAACAACAACAACCACCCAACAAUAACAAGAGAAAGGCAAUGGAAGAAGGGCUUUCACCAGAUAGAACAAGACCCAGAUACAAUGACAUCACCACUGUUGUCUGAUAAAUCAUAAGAUCUGUUAUUAUGAUUAUUAUUAAUUUUUUUCCCUGUAAUUCAGAAAAUCUUUUUUUUUUCUUCCUCCCCUUUUUGACCUCUUUUCCCUGGUAGAAUUUAGUGGUGGUUGACAUGGUCAAUUAUAAGAAUGUAGAGAAAGAGCUGUUUCAUACAUUUUACAUGAAGAUAUUUGAUUCCAAUUUUAA